CCCAGUCCCCUCCGUUUCUCCAAGUAAACAAUACAAACCGCCACUGCCCAAAAUCCCUUCUUUUUUAAGAAAAUGGAUCCAAAUCAGGCCGUCGAGGAUGAAACGCAUCCAUCCAUCACCGCCGUGAACCGCCGUAUCCAGCAGCUGUCCCUUCACCUGACUCCGCUCGCUCCCCUCCAACCGUCACCCCAGCUCCACAUGCUCACAUGCGCCAAGGCAGCCAAUAAACUCGAGGUUGACAAAGCCUCAAUCCAGAGCUACAUGAGAGGAAAAAACAGAGAAAUACAGGAGAAAAUCGUUGAGUUUUUCGAGUCAAGGCCCGAUUUGCAAACCCCUGUUGGGAUUUCGAUGGAUGAACACAGGGAGCUCUGCAUGAGACAGCUUGUUGCGUUAGUUAGAAUAGCAAAGAUCAGGCCUUUUAGAUACGUCGUUGACGAUCCCGCCAAGUAUUUCGCCAUUACUGAAGCUGUUGGGAGUGUUGAUGUAUCUCUUGGGAUCAAACUCGGCGUCCAGUUUAGUCUUUGGGGAGGUUCAGUGCUGAACUUAGGAACCAAGAAGCACAGGGAUAAGUAUUUUGAGGGAAUCGACGAUGUGGAUUAUCCUGGUUGUUUCGCCAUGACAGAACUACAUCAUGGUUCAAAUGUUCAAGGCCUUCAAACGACGGCAACAUUUGAUCCAAUUACAGAUGAAUUCAUCAUUGACACACCAAAUGAUGGGGCUAUCAAAUGGUGGAUUGGCAAUGCUGCCGUUCACGGUAAGUUUGCGACAGUCUUCGCUAAGCUCAUAUUACCGACACAUGACUCUACAAAAGUUUCCGACAUGGGAGUCCAUGCCUUCAUUGUCCCGAUAAGGAAUUUAAAAACUCACCAGACGCUUCCUGGAAUCGAAAUCCAAGAUUGCGGCCACAAAAUUGGCUUGAAUGGGGUUGAUAAUGGAGCUCUUCGAUUCUGUUCGGUUCGAAUCCCCAGAGAUAAUCUUCUUAAUAGAUUCGGUGAUGUUUCUGGAAAUGGAAAAUACACAAGUAGCCUCCCUACUAUAAACAAACGUUUUGCUGCUAUGCUGGGUGAACUUGUAGGUGGGAGGGUUGGCCUUGCAUAUUCUUCAGUUGGUUUCCUCAAGAUUUCAGUCACUAUUGCGGUUCGAUACUCGUUACUACGCCAGCAAUUCGGUCCUCCGAAACAGCCUGAAGUCAGCAUCCUCGAUUAUCAAUCGCAGCAGCACAAGCUUAUGCCGAUGCUGGCUUCAGCGUAUGCAUUUCAUUUCGCUGCUCAGAAUUUGGUGGAGAAAUAUUCAGAGAUGAAGCAAAAGCACGAUGAACAACUUGUUGCCGACGUCCAUGCACUUUCUGCAGGCCUGAAGUCCUACGUAACAUCAUAUACGGCAAAGUCAUUGAGUACCUGCAGGGAAGCCUGCGGAGGCCACGGAUAUGCCGCUGUCAAUCGGUUCGGCAGCUUGAGGAAUGAUCAUGACAUUUUCCAGACGUUUGAAGGAGACAACACAGUACUUCUGCAACAGGUAGCUGCGGAUCUAUUGAAGCAAUACAAAGACAAGUUCCAAGGCGGUAAGCUUUCGGUCACAUGGAACUACUUGAGAGAAUCUAUGAAUACAUACUUGUCGCAGCCGAACCCUAUAAUUGCUCGAUGGGAAAACACCGAUCACUUACGAGACCCUAAAUUCCAGUUGGAUGCCUUCAGGUACCGAACCUCGAGACUGCUUCAAAGUGCAGCAGCACGGCUCCAGAAGCACUCGAAAACUCUUGGCAGCUUUGGUGCUUGGAACAGAUGCCUGAAUCACCUUAUAACGCUUGCCGAGUCUCACAUUGAAUCUGUCAUUCUCGCAAGGUUUAUUGAAGCUGUACAGAAGUGUCCUGAUGCAAGUAGUCAAGCUGCUCUAAAACUUGUAUGCGAUCUUUAUGCUCUCGAUCGGAUCUGGAACGACAUAGGAACUUACCGUAACGUCGAUUAUGUUGCUCCUAACAAAGCUAAGGCAAUCCACAAGCUUACAGAAUACCUGUGUUUCCAAGUGAGAAACAUUGCAGGGGAACUUAUCGACGCAUUUGAUAUUCCGGCAUCGGUUACAAGAGCCCCGAUCGCGAUGCAGUCGGAAGCAUACUCUCAGUACACGCAUCAUGUUGGGUUCCAAUGACUAGAAAAUGCCAAAAGAAAAUGCAAUGUUGAUGUAAACUGUGAGUAGCAUACGCAAAUAAAUUGAAAGAAAGAGUGCUGGUUUCCAUA
This is a messenger RNA of Hibiscus syriacus, 2234 nucleotides long. Its product is annotated as acyl-coenzyme A oxidase, peroxisomal-like. The transcript has 7 exons. Lineage: Eukaryota; Viridiplantae; Streptophyta; Magnoliopsida; Malvales; Malvaceae. Gene Ontology annotation, cellular component: peroxisome. Bases 73 to 2145 code for a protein of 690 amino acids. Gene Ontology annotation, biological process: lipid homeostasis; fatty acid beta-oxidation using acyl-CoA oxidase. Gene Ontology annotation, molecular function: FAD binding; fatty acid binding; acyl-CoA oxidase activity. The record is from RefSeq and is a predicted model, not a curated record.